CUUCUUAAAUAUUUCCACUCUAUGCCACUAAAAUGAGAUUAUUUUCAUAAAAUUGUGAAUUUUUCCUCAUCAGAAUACGACUUUUUUUUCUUGAUAUUUUGACUUUAUUCCCGUAAAAUUACAUCUGUUUUUUUCAUUUCUGCUGUUUGUUUUUUCUUUUAAAUUUACCAUCUAUUUCAACUUUCUUCUUGUAAAUUUUAUUCUGGUAAUUAUGACUUUACUACAACAUUAUUUUGACUAUUUUCGUGGCAUUAUAACUUUAGGCACACCCACGUUUAUGAACUUUAUUUGUUGUUUUGUUUGUUUUUCAUAAUAUUAUGUAGGGAUGUCCAAUAAUAUCGGCUCACAUGUCUUAUUGGCCCAAGAUUGGCACAAAAAUGUAAUUUUGGUAGAUAUCGAUAUCGGGUUUUCCCUAUCAUGAAGUGCUGUAUACAUUAUGUAAGCCUACGGGCUCCCGUACUCGCCGUUGUCGAGGCAUCCGCCGACAUUAGUCACCUUGUUAGCCUGUAGCGGCGCCGGUACGUCGUCGUUGUUGUCACUGUUGUUAGUCGACAUCUUUACCCACAUUAAAAAAAUAACAUCCUUCUUAAAAAUGUCAACUCUCUGGUGCUAAAAUGACAUUUUAAAAAAAUUGUCAACACACUUAUGACUUUUUUUUAUUAGAUUACAACAUUUUCCUCUUAAAAUGUGCAGAUUUUUCAUGGAAAAAAUGAUUAGAGCACCUUGUUUCUUCGGUUUAUUGAUCCAUUUGGAUUUUAAAGACGAUAACAAAUAUAGCAACUUCCAUGUUUUUCUUGAAAAUAAGUUCUUCCAUGAAUAGCGAUAGCAUUGUACUGCCAAAAAAUGGAACUAUUUUUGUUGUCAUUGUUAUAUUUGUCCACCUUUAGUCGUAUCAGGCAUGAAAGUGAACAAGAAAGUGAAGAAACAAGGGUGCUCUAAUCAGUUUUUCCAUGACUGGAUGUUUGUUUUUGGUAAAAUGAUAUUUUCAGACAGCCCUGGUCCGCCGUCAUUAAGAUGCUGAAUGUGUCGGUCUGGCUGUCGUUGAGCCCUAGAAAGUGUUUUGUGUUGAUUGUGUACGAGCCGUUCAGGUGGAACGUACAUCUCGGUUGUGUAUUUGGAGGUGAUGAAGUAAAUGUAAAGCGUAGAUGAGAUGUUCAAUGUGCUACACUAGCUAGCAUCAGCAGAGGUGAUGGCGUGGUGGUGCCGCAGCCCACACAACAACCCACAUGACUUGACUUUGGUCCACUUCCUUCUUCCUGGAGGCUUCAUUCAAAGCUUUCACAUCGAACAGAGCCCCCACGCUAACGUUCCGUGCUCAGCGUGGGCUUUUGUCCGAUGAAACAUGAGCUGAACACGAGCUCCGGCGUGCACAACCCAGCGUCUAAUGACCUCGCCGAUGACACCCGCGGCCUUUGUUGGACUUUUCAGCCUGACGAACUUUGACGUUGGUCAACUCCAAAACGUAUCCGAUGAGCUGCGUCGUGUUCAUGCAACAACACAGCAGAGCAAAACGGAAGCGUGGAAGUCAAGGGACGCCAACAUCGAGUACGACUCACGGCAAAUCCACCGUGUCAGGGAAGCACGCCGUGUUCCUUCACACCAAGGCCGGCCAAAGGCUUUCCCUCCAGCGAGGGCCACAUGGUGAAAAAUGAAAGGAUGCAACUUUUUUUAUUGUGGAUGAUGACUUCAUUCCCGUUUGCUCUCCUAACACGGUUACUUGUCCUCCUUGUUAUUACGUUAUUUGUGUCAAAUCACAACUUUUCUUUUUGGUUAGAUUGCAACUUUUCUCUCUUAAUAUUUGGACUUUUUUCAUCAAAUGACUGCAGAUGUUUCCACCAUUGCUGCUGUUGGCUUUUUGUACUUUUCUUGUUAAAUUCUAUUUUUGGAAUGUGCGGCAGGUUGCACUUUGGACACCCCUGCUAAAGAUGGCACAUCUUUCCACGCUCGCUUGUGUUUCAGUCCACAUUCCUGUUGCUGGUUGGAUGCUGACAGGAUAAAUCGACGCUUGCAGAUGAAAGCAUCAGCUUGGGAUGAGUUUAUCUGCGGCAACACUACACCUCUAUAUGACAGGAGCACUCUGCUGUUUUUAGGAACCAACUGCCAAAAACACUAGUCAAAGAACCUCUACAUGACAGGACCACUCUGCUGUUUGUAAAGAAACUACUGCCAAACAUGCCAGUCAAAGAUCCUGUAAAUGACAGAAGCUUUGCUACUACUUUUAAAAGGUCUUUGUUACGUUCCCAGAGGGGGUUAGGACCCCAGAUGCAGAGGCGGAGAGCUUGGAGUACAAUCGAGUCUUUUAUUGGCACAGCGUGGCAAAAAUUUAAGAACAAAAAGCGAUGGUGUAGCAUAAAACAGGAAAUGAUAGAGACACCAUGGAAAAACCUAAUCUAACUAGGAACAGCUGGAGAACAAGAGAAAGGCUGGGCUGAGCUUAGGGCGAUAUUACCCAAAGUAGGAAAAAACGAUCCAAUGCUAUAAGGCAAGUCCACAUGCGUGUAGCGAGUUGGAGUUCGGACAAAGAACCAGCGUCCUCCGGCUGUAGGCAGUCAGUUUAAGUAGAGGGAGCAAUUAGCCACAGGUGUGCCCAGCCUUCCCGUCUCCAGCCUGCUCUUGAGUGACUGCAACACAGAGAGGAAACAGGCCAGGAGAAGGCAGAAGUAGCAAAUAACAUAAGUAGGCCCUGAAGGCCAGGAGCGAACGUGACAGUACCCCCCCCUUAAUGGGCGCCACCCGGCGGCUUACCUGGCUUCUCCGGAAACCGUUUGUAAAAGUCCGAAAGAAGGGUGGGAUCGAGAAUAAGUGACCGGGAAAUCCAUGAGCGGUCCUCGGGGCCGUACCCCUCCCAGUCCACCAAAUACUGGAAACCCCUGCCCCUUCUUCUCACGUCCAAAAUGGCCUGAACUGCGAAUGCAGGGUGACCGUCAACUAGCCUGGGAGGAGGAGGAGGCACCUCCGGAGGGCUGAGGUUGCAGGAGGUGACGGGUUUGAGGAGGGAAACAUGGAAAACUGGGUGUAUCCGGAGGGAUUCAGGCAGCUGGAGCUGAACAGCGGAGGGGUUCAGGACACGUUCCACGGAAUAAGGGCCAAUGAACCUAGGUUGGAGUUUUUUGGAGACAGAAUGAAGGGGUAGGUCGCGGGAAGAUAACCACACCCUUUGUCCCGUCUUGUACUGAGGGGCCACCGAGCGGUGGCGGUUGGCGAGACGCUGAUUGCGCUCCGAUGUCCGGGCCAGAGCCGCCCGAGUGUUGUGCCAAGCCCGGCGGGCGCAGCGCAGGUGGGCCGCCACCGAGGGAACUGCCACCUCGGACUCGAGGGAAGGAAAAGCCGGGGGUUGGUACCCAUAGGCGACGUGGAACGGGGAGAGGCCAGAAGCGGAACUGACGAGGGUGUUGCGUGCAUACUCGAUCCAAGGUAGGUUGAAGGACCAGGAGGCAGGCUGUUGGUGGCAAACGCAGCGGAUGGCCGCCUCCAGGUCCUGGUUGGCUCGUUUGGUCUGGCCGUUGGUCUGGGGGUGAUAGCCUGAGGACAGGCUGGGUGAGGCUCCGAGGCAUUUGCAGAAGGCCUUCCAGACAGCUGAUGUGAAUUGUGGGCCCCUGUCCGAGACCAAGUCCAGGGGGAUCCCGUGGAGUCGGAAGGUGUUGGAGACAAGUAGGUCUGCCGUCUCGAGAGCUGAGGGAAGCUUGGGAAGUGCGAUAAAGUAAGCCAUCUUCGAGAAACGGUCGACUAUGGUGAGAAUAGUUGUGUUGCCAUUGGAAGGUGGUAGUCCAGUAACAAAGUCCAGUGCUAUGUGGGACCAUGGGCGGGAGGGAAUGGGUAGCGGGCGCAGGAGCCCUGCUGGAGCCUGGUGAGUGGGCUUGUUGUGCGCGCAGAUCGGGCAGGCGGCCACGAACCUCUGGACGUCCGCUCGGAAAGAAGGCCACCAGAACCGCUGUGACAGGAGGAAAGCGGUGCGGGAAACUCCGGGAUGGCACGCCACUUUGGACUCAUGCGCCCACUGAAGAACCUCAGAACGGAGUUCCGGGACCACAAACAGCCGGCUCGCCUGACAGCCCUCCGGGACAGAGUUGUCCUUAACUGCGUCGGCCACCCGCCUCUCGAUAUCCCAUUGCAGGGCACCCAGGAUCCGGGACUGGGGAACGAUGAACUCCUUACGGGCCUCCUCCGGGACGGGUGAGUGUAGUCGGGAUUGGGCGUCCGCCUUGCUGUUCUGGGAACCCGGGCGGUAGGUCAGGGAGAAGUUGAACCGGGUGAGGAACAGGGCCCAACGUGCUUGUCGAGGGUUGAGGCGUUGGGCAGAGCGGAGGUAUGACAGGUUCUUGUGAUCUGUGUGAAUGAUGAACGGCAGUUCCGAGCCCUCCAGCCAGUGCCUCCACUCCUGCAGCGCUAGGAUGACGGCCAAUAACUCUCUAUUCCCAAUAUCAUAAUUCCGUUCGGCAGCAGUCAGGCGGCGAGAGAAGAAGGCACAGGGGUGCAAUUUCUAGUCGUUGUUAGAGCGUUGGGAGAGGACGGCCCCUACGCCUGUAUUGGAAGCGUCGACCUCGACAACAAAUUGAGAAGAUGGGUGAGAACUGGAGCAGUGGUAAAUAAAGACUUGAGUCUAUUAAAAGCUGAGUCGGCCUCUGGGGUCCACACAAAGGGAACCUUAACAGAUGUAAGCUUCGUCAAGGGCUCCGCAACUAGACUGAAGUUCCUAAUAAACCGACGAUAGAAGUUGGCGAAACCCAGGAACCUUUGUAGAAGCUUCCUUGAUGUGGGAGCGGGCCAGUCAACCACAGCCUGGAUCUUGGCUGGGUCGGGACUUAGCUGACCCUGCUCCACGAUGAACCCCAAAAAAGAAACAGAAGAGGAGUGAAACGAGCACUUCUCGGCCUUGACAAACAGCGUGUUUUCAAGUAGUCGUUGCAGGACUAACCGGACGUGUUGGAUAUGUUCCUUGAGUGAAGAGGAAAAAAUCAGAAUGUCAUCCAAGUAGACGAAUAUAAAACGGCCGAGCAUGUCCUGCAGGACAUCAUUUAUGAGACUCUGGAACACUGCCGGGGCAUUGGUGAGCCCGAAAGGCAUGACGAGAUACUCAAAGUGUCCGAGAGGGGUAUUGAAUGCGGUCUUCCAUUCAUCACCCUCUCGGACACGAACCAGAUGAUAGGCAGAGCGGAGGUCGAGCUUGGUGAAAAUUUUAGCGGAGUGAAGGGAGUUGAAGGCGGAGUCCAUAAGUGGUAAGGGAUAUUUAUUUUUAACCGUGAUAUCGUUGAGAGCGCGGUAAUCGAUACAAGGGCGGAGGGAUUUAUCUUUUUUCUCAACAAAAAAAAAUCCGGCUGCUAAUUGAGAUGUGGAGGGGCGAAUGAGGCCGGCAGCGAGGGAAGUGGAUAUAUAUAGCUCUAGCGCCUCUCUCUCAGGUUUGGAGACAUUGUAUAACCGUGAAGACGGGAACGGAGCACCGGGGAGGAGAUCGAUGGCGCAAUCUUACGGACGGUGAGGUGGAAGUGACUGGGCUUUCUCAGAACUGAAAACCUCCCGGAGGUCGUGAUAAACAGAAGGCACGGAGGCGAGAUCAAUUCUUUCCGGGGGAAUUAUCUGAGGGGACCGAGUGAGUGGAAAGGCGGAUUUAAGGCAGUGGGUAUGACAAAAAACACUCCAGUUAACAAUAGUGGAUCUAGUCCAAUCAAUGUGAGGAUUGUGUUUAAGCAGCCAGGUAAGCCCAAGCACAAUGGGUGCGGCACGGGAAGGAAUGACCAGGAAAUGCAUAGACUCACAGUGGUUACCAGACAAAUGGAGCAAAAGUGGGACGGUUUGGUGUGUGACGGUAGCUAGGUGACGCCCAUCAAGAGAACGCACAGCCUUAGGCUCUGAAAGCUUUACUACAGGAAUGCCAAGUCUUUUGAUAAAAACUGCAUCAACAAAAUUAUCGUCUGCCCCAGAGUCAAUUAAUGUCUUAAUAUCAACUUGUUUGGAUGCCCAGGAGAGCGUACCUGGAAGUUGUAGUCUUCCCGCUGGUUCAAACGAUGACGUCAUCCCGGAGGGCGUGUCUGUGGAAGCGCGUGGAGGACUGGAGCGUGAGGCUUGAGAGCGUGGGCUGUCGGGGCGAACGGGACAGCGGGAGAUAGGAUGACCUGCCUGGCCGCAGUAGAUGCACAGAUGCAGUUGCUUGCGUCGGUUCCUCUCUGCAGGAGUGAGUCGACUCCCUUCCAGCUGCAUUGGUUCAUCUAGUUUCGGCGCCGGGGGAAACUCCGUGUAAAUUGGCGGCCGAGGCGGAGUGGGUGGAGCCCUGUGAUUGACAUAGCUGCCGCUGGGAAUGGCGCGCUCCUUGUCCACUCUGCGGUCCUUGAGGCGCUUCUCAAUACGAAUGGCCAAGGCGAUGAGGUCGUCGAGGUGUGUGGGAGCCUCCAGCGGAACCAUUUGGUCCUUGAUGGGGUCGGAGAGACCCAUGAAAAAGGCGUCUAGCAGGGCCGAGGCGUUCCAGUCGCUCUGUGCCGCCAGCGCGCGAAAUUCAAUGGCGUAGUCAGCAGCGCAGCGGCGUCCCUGGCACAGCCGCAGAAGGGAGCGUGCUGCGUCGCGACCCGGAGGAGUACGCUGGAAAACUUGCUCCAUGGCUUUAGCAAAGGCGGAAUAGGAGGAACAGAGCGGUGAUUGGCGGCUCCAUUCCGCCGUGGCCCAGGCUCCGGCUCUUCCAGACAAGUGUGACAUGACAAAAGCCACUCGUGCCCGCUCGGAGCGGAAAGCUGCUGCCUGGAGCUCAAAAUGAAGCUCACAUUGGGUGAGAAAGGGUCGUACCUCGCCGGAAUCACCGGAGAAUCAUUCGGGCUUGGAUAGAAUGGAGCCCAAGGCAGGUGAGUGGGCGUCCGACGUGGGUGGUGGGUCCGUGGGAGUCUCCUGACUUGCUGGAAGUGCGGUUGUGGUUGUGUGGUGCUGCAAAGCAGAUACCAACGCGCCGAGCUGUGCUUCCAGUCCCUGCAUGCGUGCGUCCUGACGGUCAGCCAGGCUUUUGACGCAUGCACCCAAAGCACUCAAUUGCUCCUCCUGUUUACCCAGGCGUUGCGCCUGGUGGCGUAAUGCCAGCUUAACGGGCUCAGGCUCCGCGGGGUCCAUAAUUUGGCUGGUUCUUUCUGUUACGUUCCCAGAGGGGGUUAGGACCCCAGAUGCAGAGGCGGAGAGCUUGGAGUACAAUCGAGUCUUUUAUUGGCACAGCAUGGCAAAAAUUUAAGAACAAAAAGCGAGGGUGUAGCAUAAAACAGGAAAUGAUAGAGACACCAUGGAAAAACCUAAUCUAACUAGGAACAGCUGGAGAACAAGAGAAAGGCUGGGCUGAGCUUAGGGCGAUAUUACCCAAAGUAGGAAAAGGCGGUCCAAUGCUAGAAGGCAAGUCCACAUGCGUGUAGCGAGUUGGAGUUCGGACAAAGAACCAGCGUCCUCCGGCUGUAGGCAGUCAGUUUAAGUAGAGGGAGCAAUUAGCCACAGGUGUGCCCAGCCUUCCCGUCUCCAGCCUGCUCUUGAGUGGCUGCAACACAGAGAGGAAACAGGCCAGGAGAAGGCAGAAGUAGCAAAUAACAUAAGUAGGCCCUGAAGGCCAGGAGCGAACGUGACAGGUCUUACUGCAAAAAAAAACAACAACAAAAAAAACGCUCUUCAUCCUCUACAAAACCACUCUGCUGUUUUUAGGAAGCUACUGCCAAACAUGUUAGUCAAAGAUCCUCUAUUAGACAGAACCACACGGCUCUUGGUAGGAAGCUACUGCCAAACACGCUUGCUGCAGGUCUAGUAGUAGUAUUUCAUGCACUCGUACACGUACAGCAUGUACUGUAUGCCCACCAGGUCUUGCUGCAGGUCUAGUAGUAGUAUUUCAUGUACUUGUACACGUACAGCAUGUACUGUAUGCCCACCAGGUCUUGCUGCAGGUCUAGGAUGACCGGGAAGAGCCAGACCAGCAACGUGACCAACAAGAAUGACCCGCGCUCGCUCAACUCCCGCGUCUUCAUCGGCAACCUCAACACGGCGCUGGUGACCAAGGCCGACAUCGAGGCCAUCUUCGCCAAGUACGGCAAGAUCGCGGGCUGCUCCGUGCACAAGGGCUACGCCUUCGUCCAGUACGCCAGCGAGAGGAACGCCCGGGCGGCCGUGGCCGGGGAGAACGCCAGAGUCAUCGCGGGACAAUCAUUAGAUGUCAACAUGGCGGGCGAGCCCAAGCCGUACAGGCCCAAGAUGGGCACCAAGAGGCCGCUGUCGUCCCUCUACAGCGGCUACGAGUUCGACUACGACUACUACAGAGAUGACUUCUACAGCAGACUCUUCGAGUACCACGGUCGCGUGGUGCCGCCCGCCCGGGCCGUGAUCCCCAUCAAGCGCUCCCGGCCGGCCGUGCCGUCCGCUCGGCGAGCCAAGUCCUCUUUCCCCGCCAGGGCCUGCUCUUCCUCUUCUUCCUCCUCCUCUUCUUCUUCCCGAGCGCUCAAUCUGGGGUCAUCCCUCGCCGCCUCCAAACUGAAGGCAGAGCAGCUCCUCGCCAUCAAAAAGGAACUGUUGCAGAUCAAGACCAAGAUCGACUCCCUGCUGGGGAGGCUGGACAAGUUGGAGAGGCAACAACGCUGCGACGCUGACGUGCAGAGGAAACACGAGGAGGUGCGCGAGUGUCACCAUGGCGACCGAGCAGACCACUCCGGCGGAGAGGACCGCGGGGACACCGCCGAGGCCGAGGCAGGGGAGAUGACUGACGGCGGUGACGACUACUUCGAAGACGAGGGCGCAGGCGACAUGCUAGAAAACCACAUAUCAGAUAUUGACAACUGACAGCAAGGUACGAAAAGGGAAGCCUACGGUGCGCCAAGAUUGUCAGAAGACGUCAGCAGCCAAGCCUUUGCCAUCAGGAAGGCUCAUCCAAGGAUGGCAACCAAGAAGUGACCGGUUUACGUGUUCACCUCAUUUAACAACCAAUAAAGGGACACUCGUUCGUCACCCGAACUGCUGGUUUUGAACAUUUUGCAGUGCACGGAGCAGCGGAUGAAUGCUAAAUGACGACGACGUGUGUGUUUGUUGUCCAGCAGACGUACUGUGUGUACAAACAUGAAUGUAAGAAGAACGUAUUUCAUGAACGAUGUGCUCCUUCCACACGCUUCUCAUAAGACAUAUCUUUUACUUUCUGUUGCUGAGCAAAUCAUGAAAGGAUAACUAUAUUUUAUAUUUUCAAGUGACUGUCAUGGAUCAUUUGUAUUUGUGGCUUUAUUUAUUCUCUUUUUUGGAAUAAAUGUGUUCCUCUCAAACAGGUCCCCGUGAGAGAGACUUGUUUUAGGAUUCACUGACCUUGAAAAGCGCAUUCCCAAUGUGCCAUCAGAUGGUAACUCACAGCAAUUUGUCAUUUCCAACCCACGUUUAUUGCAGGCUAAGCGGGGACACUGGCUGGACGGCAGCACAGAUACCAACGCUAAUUUGCUUCAGUCGUUUCUGGCCUGCUUUCAGACGGCGUAGGAGAAACACUAGGAAUAAUAAGAAGGGUCAGGGCCUUAAUAAUACAUCUGGAAAUGCUUUCCAGGGCUUAAUAAUGUUCUUUUUUUUCUCU
Molecule: messenger RNA, 9544 nt
Organism: Dunckerocampus dactyliophorus (ringed pipefish)
Lineage: Eukaryota; Metazoa; Chordata; Actinopteri; Syngnathiformes; Syngnathidae
Product: RNA-binding Raly-like protein
Exons: 8
Coding region: 7840-8778 (312 amino acids)
Cellular component (GO): nucleus
Molecular function (GO): RNA binding
Source: RefSeq, a predicted model, not a curated record